AUGGAUGUCAACAGCAGCCCGUUUCCUCGGAAGAAGCAUCAGGUGUUCGUAAGUUUCCGUGGAGAGGAGCUUCGGUGUGGUUUCGUCAGCCAUCUUGUGGAAGCUCUCCAGAGACAUGGGAUCAACGUUUUCAUUGACAAACUCGAGAGCAUUGGCCAAGAUCUUGCCAAUCUUUUCACGAGGAUCGAGGAGUCUACCAUCGCUUUGGUGAUAUUCUCCAGGAGAUACACGGAGUCAAAAUGGUGCUUAGAUGAGCUCGUGAAGAUCAAGGAACGUGCAGAUCAAGGCUUGCUCAAGGUCAUUCCUAUUUUUUUCAAAGUGAAACCAAUCACUGUGAAACAACUCAGGGGAGCGUUCGGUGAUCAGUUCAGGGAUCGAGAGUGGGAAUAUCGGUGUGAUACACACAGAACGGAGAGUUGGAAGGCAGAAGCAUUGGCAUCUGUUUCUUGCAAAUUUGGCCUGACCUUUGACAAGAAAAGCAAGGAGAGUACAUUCGUCAGGAUUAUCGUUAAGGAGGAGGAGGACAGUGUACGAACACUAGCAGUGGGUCAAGAUCAGAUGGAUCUAUCAAGAGACAGUGUUCUUGUGCAAGAGAACUCUUACAUUGCCGACCAGAUUGUAGUGCUUUCCAAUGCUUACGUGAAUAUAGAAUAUCAGAACAGCGUUCUAAGGGCUCAGCUCGCUGUACUAAGGGAGUGGCUGCACUCACUAAACUACAUCAUUGAGAUGUCGGAAGGAGUCAUCGGAGAGGUUCAUAAAAUUCCUCAGUUACCGAUAAACCCUUGA
This is a messenger RNA of Eruca vesicaria subsp. sativa (arugula), 786 nucleotides long. Lineage: Eukaryota; Viridiplantae; Streptophyta; Magnoliopsida; Brassicales; Brassicaceae. The record is from the annotation of a GenBank genome assembly.